Polychytrium aggregatum is the source of this 1205-nucleotide messenger RNA. RefSeq lists its product as uncharacterized. Bases 167 to 1093 code for a protein of 308 amino acids. The record is from RefSeq and is a predicted model, not a curated record. NCBI's taxonomy places the organism in Eukaryota, Fungi, Chytridiomycota, Chytridiomycetes, Polychytriales. The transcript has 3 exons.
GCCUCGAGCAGCCCGGGGAGCCUUGAAGACCGGCCCUGCUCUUUCUUUCCUCAUCGGACCCAACACCCGUCUCCUGUUGUGUCUCCCGGACACCUCGCGGUCAUCGACGAAUAUCAGACCCGCCAAGCUUUUCCACCUUUCCACCUUUCCAUCUUUCCACUCUGCAAUGAGCUCUUCCAAGUUCCUCCAGCCUUUGCUGUACGCCCUCCUGGCGUCGUCCGCGGCCGUCCAGGCCCUCCCCAACACCUUCCCCAUCUGGAAAACAAACGGCACCACCAGCUGCGACUCGGCCGUCCAGAGCUUUCUCGAUGCCAAGUGGCAGACCUGCGAGUACCCAUCCACGACUGAUGGCGGCGACAUAUACCUCGAGCUCGACGUGCCCAUGAACAAGGAAUGCUCGGACUAUGCCUGUGCAAACGUCGGCCCCCAGUUCAAGACCCAGAUCCAGUCGGCCUGCGGCGACACCGAGAUUCUGCUGCUGUCAGAUAGCAGCGGCAACUCCAAGAACUUCAACAUCUCGCAGAUUCGCUUUGAUGUCACCACGGCUCUCCCAAGCCACAGGCCAUACUGUCUCCGCGAUAUCGAUACCGGAACGAACUGCAUCGCCAGGUUCCUGCGCGACUGGCGCGGCGUGACCAAGACCGCCGACAACUCGACAGACGACGGAUUCCUCCAGUACCAGCUGGCAUACUGCACCCAGUGCGCCCGCGACCUCUACUUUUACUCGCUCAACAACAGCACCGACAGCAACGCUGACACAUCCUUCAGGAUCGCCGAGACCGUGCUCUUCACCUUCAACAUCACCAACACCAACAACUCCUUGGUGACCUUUUGCGGGCCCGAUUUCGUUGCCGUUCCCCCGGACACCCAAGACAACCCGCCGAUGCAAAUCACUGACCGCCUGCAGGACGUCACUCCCGUCAUGGUGACCCUCAGAAAUGGCACCGCCACCCAGGUCAAUCCCAAUUUUGAGGUCUACUUUGAGUUCCCGUCCGCCUGGGUCUUCCCAGCCAUCAUUGCCGGCACCAGUGUUGGCGGUGUCUAUGUCUUUAUCUUUAUCGUCUGGAUUGCCAGCCGGGUUAGCUACGGCUAAGCGCCUCCGACACCCGACCCAACCCAGCGAGCGCUGUUGUUGAUCGAUCUGCUCGCUGGCUCCCCAGCUCUCUUUUGGCUCCUUGGCAGCCACUAUGCGUCUUCCCUUGCCC